AUGAGGUGCCGGAAGCAUUUCUUUGAUUUUAGCAGCGACGUAGGCGUGUGCGCAACGUGCCUACGAGAACGUUUAAACGUAUUAAUCCAGACGCAAUCGAAUGAUCAGCCUGUACUGCUUGUUAGACCGCAGCUCGAUGAUGAUGAGCACAGGAAAUCGGAUGCGAUUCAGCCGCAGAUUGUGUUCCCGCGCUCCGUUUCGCCGUACGUGAGUCGCCGCAAAUCGGAUACCACGGCGGCGCAGCUACACCGAUUCUACAGCACUCCGCAAAUCGGACCGAACGGCGUCAUCGACACGGAGAGGAGGAGUCGCGGUAAAUUCUCAAUUUUGUCGAAAUUGUUCAGAUCUAAGACGCAGAAGCUCGAUGCGCAUCGGAACAUUGGCGAUAGACGAACGUACUCUACUUCUGAUGCUUCUGGUAUCGAAAUUCCCGAGGCGGUGAGCGAAACGACGCCGUCGUGGUUUUCGAGUUUGUUUGCGAGUAAGAGUAAGAAGAAGAUGAUGUCGAAGAGCUUUCCGGCGUUCGGAAACCGUAAAAACCACCGCGGAAUGUCGCCGGCGGUGGAGUCCGACGAGGAAUGGGGCGACAAAGUGAGUGAUUACUCUACGCAAGCAUCGCCGUGGAAAGAGACGCCGGUACGAGCGACGCCGAGGAGACAGAAUCAGCGAUAUGUGGCGGGAAUGGCGUUCUGUUUGAGUCCGUUAGUGAGACCGAGUCCGAAUCGGAGCUGGACUCUGAAAGGAGUGACGCCGGAAAGUGUGGUUCCGAGCGGCGAUGGGAGAGCUCCGGUGAAGCCUCAUUUGGCUGAAGCGGCGUCGUUUAGGGGGAAUAGAUCAAGGAAACUUGCUAAUUUUGGGAGGUUGAAUCCAAAAUAUUGA
Messenger RNA from Daucus carota subsp. sativus, 879 nucleotides. RefSeq lists its product as uncharacterized. The transcript has a single exon. The coding region runs from base 1 to 879 and encodes 292 amino acids. The record is from RefSeq and is a predicted model, not a curated record. Lineage: Eukaryota; Viridiplantae; Streptophyta; Magnoliopsida; Apiales; Apiaceae.